GAAAAAUAGGUAGAGAGAGGACUGGAAUCCAACAAGAUGGCGGACAGCCAGGAUGAAAAGUGGAUGGAAUCCGCGUUAAAUUUGGCAAAAGAUGCUCUGAAAAAGGGCGAGGUACCUGUCGGAUGCAUAAUGGUGUACAAAAACCAAAUUAUUGGAACAGGACGAAAUGAGGUAAAUGAAACAAAAAAUGCAACAAGACAUGCAGAACUAGUGGCCUUUGAUCAAGUGAAGUUGUGGUGUGAAAGGCAAUGUCUCUGUUUUGAGGAAGUUUUGAGAGGGUGUUGUCUUUAUGUGACGGUUGAGCCUUGCAUCAUGUGUUCAGCGGCUUUGAGAUAUUUGGGUGUUCCCAAAGUAGUGUUUGGCUGUGCAAACGAACGAUUUGGAGGAUGUGGUUCCAUUUUAAACAUUCACACAGACGAAUACUCCAUAAGUACUCCACGAGUUCCACAGGAAACGCCCUUAAAUUGUGCUGGAAAGCCAUCAGAGUGUACUGUAAAUGAACGGUUCGUCAAGUCUUCUAUAGAUUCACCUCCGACUUCUCCUGAAACACAUUUCACUCACAAAUUGCCAUGUUCUACCUCGUGGAGCACAUUUAUUGACACUUCAUCAGGUGUUGCACAGGGAAGCUCAGCUAAUGCCAUAAUACCAGUUGAUUGCAUUUCAAAGAAUAGUUCCACGAACACUUCUUUAGGAUCUCCUCAGAUAAUUCUGCCCCAUGAGGCGGAAAACUCGAAUGAGAUAACAGAUGAAUUGCGUGAACUUCGGAUCCUGGGUGAAAUGUUGAUGAGACUAGCUCUGGAAAAUUAA
Molecule: messenger RNA, 807 nt
Organism: Orbicella faveolata
Lineage: Eukaryota; Metazoa; Cnidaria; Anthozoa; Scleractinia; Merulinidae
Biological process (GO): tRNA wobble adenosine to inosine editing
Cellular component (GO): nucleus; cytoplasm
Molecular function (GO): tRNA-specific adenosine-34 deaminase activity
Source: RefSeq, a predicted model, not a curated record